This is a messenger RNA of Heterostelium album PN500, 3264 nucleotides long. Its product is annotated as P-type ATPase. Lineage: Eukaryota; Evosea; Eumycetozoa; Acytosteliales; Acytosteliaceae. The transcript is spliced from 7 exons. Gene Ontology annotation, molecular function: ATP binding; ATP hydrolysis activity; P-type sodium:potassium-exchanging transporter activity. Bases 1 to 3264 code for a protein of 1087 amino acids. The record is from RefSeq and is a predicted model, not a curated record. Gene Ontology annotation, biological process: sodium ion export across plasma membrane; intracellular potassium ion homeostasis; proton transmembrane transport. Gene Ontology annotation, cellular component: membrane.
AUGCAUGAUAAGAUGCAAACAUGUCAAACUUUAUCUUCAAUAAUUAUAUCUUUAACUAUUAAAAACAUUAUGUCGUCACUUAAUCUACCAACCUCAAAAUCUCAAACAUUUACUGAAAUUGAACUCAAAGACAGAGAUGAAGGUUCUUCAUCUCAUCACCACCAUGAAGGUGGUCAAGAGACUCAAAUCCCACUCUACUAUAGUGUGGUAAAAGAAAAACAAAGAAGAAAAGGAUUGAAGCUUCGAUCUCGUAUCAAAGAGAAAUUCAAAUCCAAAAAAGAAAAAAAAUCAAACAAAGAAAAAGUUGAUUACGAUCAAACUGAUUUAACUUAUGACCAUUCAAUUCCAAUUGAAGAGUUGGCCGAAAAACAUAAAACCAGUAUUAACUUUGCUGAUCCUAAAUACAGUUUGGGUAUUACUGGAGCAGAGGCUGCCGAAAGAUUAGAAAGAGAUGGACGAAAUGCUCUAACACCAACAAAGUCCAUUCCUAAAUGGGUCAAGUUCUUAUUACAAUUUACAAGUUUAUUCCCAGCAAUGCUUGAAAUUGGUGGAAUUUUAUCUUUUAUUGCUUAUGGUAUUGAUCCAGAUACAGGAAGUGAUAAUCUUUAUCUAGGUAUUAUUUUGUGGGCAGUAGUUAUUAUUACUUGUACCUUUACCUUUUUCCAAGAAUCGAAAUCAGCUAAUGUCCUGGAGGGUUUCAAAAAGAUGGCACCUGCAUCUUGUAAAGUUAUGAGAGAUGGUCAUCUCAUUGAAAUUAAUUCUGAACUUUUGGUUGUUGGUGAUGUCGUUCACAUUAGAAUGGGUGACAAAGUGCCUGCUGACGUCAGAGUACUUUUUGCACAUCAUUUCAAAGUUGACAAUUCAUCGUUGACUGGUGAGUCUGAACCACAAACCAGAACUCCAGAAUGUACCGAUCAAAAUGCUCUCGAAACACAAAAUCUAGCAUUCUACAGUACCCUAGCUGUAGAUGGAGAUUGUGUAGGUAUUGUUGUCAGUACCGGUGAUAAUACUACCAUUGGUAAAAUUGCCAAAUUGGCUUCUAAAGCUAAACCAUCACCAACACCAUUACAAAAGGAAUUAAAUGUUUUUAUUAGAAUCAUUACAGUUGUUGCCAUUGCAGUUGGUUUAAUUCUCUUGACUGUUGGUUUCGCAACCAAAGUCAAAUGGAUUUAUAUUGUUAUUUUUGUUAUUGGUGUAGUCGUUGCUCAGGUGCCAGAAGGUCUACUCCCUACCAUUACAGUUGCUUUGACACUUACCGCCAAGAGAAUGUCGAAAAAGAAUGUGUUGGUCAAGAAUCUCCUGGCUGUGGAGACUUUUGGUAGUACAAGAACCAUUGCAUCCGAUAAGACUGGUACUCUCACUCAGAAUAUCAUGACUGUAGUUCAUUUGUGGUACGACGGCACUAUCUACUCUUGUGAUGCCAAUACAACCAGUAACUACUUUAACAAAGAGAACAAGACAUUCCAAACAUUGUACAAGGUGUCGGCUCUCUGUAACAAGACAGUAUUCGAUCGUUCCGACGAAAACUUUGCAGAUAUCCCAAUCCAACAAAGAAAGUGCAUUGGAGAUGCAUCGGAGAGUGCUCUAUUGAAGUUUUGUGAAAAUGUUUCAAAUGUCGAGUCCUACCGUGCUCUCUACCCAAAGAUCUUUGAAAUCCCUUUCAACUCUGUUAACAAAUGGCAUUUGACUAUCUGCUACGACAACGAGCUCCAAAAGCCAAUCAUGCUCAUGAAAGGUGCCCCAGAGAGAAUCAUCAAGAUCUGCUCAAAGAUUCUCAUCAAUGGUGAAGAGGAAACCCUCACUGACAAGUACCGUAAUGAUUUUCUUCAUGCCUAUGAGUUUUUGGCUGGCAAGGGUGAACGUGCUCUCGGUAUGGCAAUGUUAGAGCUCAACCCAGAGAUCUACCACAAGAACUACAUAUUCGAUUCCGAUGAAAAGAACUUCCCAACUGACGAUCUUGUUUUUGUUGGUCUUACCACUUUGAUGGAUCCUCCUAGACCAGGUGUACCAGAGGCCGUCGCCGAAUGUAAACGUGCAGGUGUAAGAGUAAUGAUGGUCACUGGAGAUCAUCCACUUACCGCUACCUCUAUUGCUAAGCAAGUUGGUAUCAUCGAAGGUGAAACCUUGAAUGAAGUUGCCAAGCGUGAAAACAUUGACGUUUUGGAUGUAGACUUUGAAAAAGGAAAAGCCAUUGUCAUUCCAGGUUCAAGACUGGACGAUCUAACUCAAUCACAAUGGGAUAAGAUUCUUGCUUUGCAACAAGUGGUCUUUGCACGUACUUCACCCGAGCAGAAGCUUAUGAUUGUCGAACAAUGCCAAAACAAAGGUGACAUUGUAGCCGUAACAGGAGAUGGUGUUAACGAUUCUCCAGCUCUCAAAAAAGCUGACCUUGGAUGCGCUAUGGGUAUCACAGGUAGUGAAGUUGCCAAAGAAGCCGCUUCCAUCGUCUUGCUUGACGACAAUUUCUCAUCGAUUGUCGCUGGUAUUGAAGAGGGUCGUAUGAUUUUUGAUAAAUUAAAAAAAUCAAUUUGCUAUACUCUCUCUUCAAAUAUUCCGGAGCUCCUUCCAUUCGUACUUUUCUUCUUGAUCAAGUUGCCGACCGCUCUCUCUGGAAUUUUGAUUCUAUGUAUCGAUCUUGGAACAGAUUUGGUCCCUGUCAUUUCCUAUGCCUAUGAAUCUGCCGAAAUGGAUAUCAUGAGCAAGCCACCCAGAAACAUCAAAAAAGAACGUCUUGUUUCCUUAAAGUUGGCUGUCUUUUCUUAUAUUUGGCUUGGAUUCGUGCAAUGUGCCGCUGGCUUUGUCAACUAUUUUGUGUUGUUCAGAGAUUACGGUAUCUCUGCAUCCGAUCUUUACAACACAAGCUCUGACCAUUUCAUGGUGGACAGUGAUGAGGAAGGUUUCAUGGGAUAUAACCUAGACCAACAAAAGGAUAUGUUGCGUGAAGCCCAGACAGCUUAUUUUGUGGCAGUCGUAUUGGUUAGACUCGGUGCAGCAUUAUCAUGCAAAACAAGAAAGCUUUCUAUUUUCCAACAUGGAUUUAAAAAUAUGGUUUUCAACAUUGGUGUCAUUUCUAUGCUAGCCGUUGCACUCAUCAUUGUUCACGUACCGGGAAUUAGAACAUUCUUUGGUACAACAAUCAUUGGUUACAAGUUUUGGUUAAUUCCAUUGCCAUUCGCUUUCUUUUUGGUGACCAUGAACGAAUUGAGACUUUAUCUCAUCAGAAGAAAUCCAGGUACUUGGAUUGAAAGUUACCUCUAUUGGUAA